Molecule: messenger RNA, 1100 nt
Organism: Prunus dulcis (almond)
Lineage: Eukaryota; Viridiplantae; Streptophyta; Magnoliopsida; Rosales; Rosaceae
Product: pre-rRNA-processing protein TSR2-like
Exons: 4
Coding region: 301-912 (203 amino acids)
Biological process (GO): maturation of SSU-rRNA from tricistronic rRNA transcript (SSU-rRNA, 5.8S rRNA, LSU-rRNA)
Cellular component (GO): nucleus
Source: RefSeq, a predicted model, not a curated record
AAGUUAAGGAUUGGUUAUAUACUUCUAAUCCCAAACGUUGGAUUGCGUCUAAAAAGCUACCAACACAUUUAAUAAAUACAAUCCAACACCCAAAAUUAAAAACAUAUAACUAAUUAUUAACAUAAAAUACUUAUUGAAAAAUCUCUCAUCCUCCACCCAUUUUCAAAACUAGAGUCAGAACCACUAAAUCCGAGUGAAGAGUAUAACAUUCCAGCAAAACAAACAGACCCCUUCUUUAUAAACCUCACAUUUGUACGUUUUUAGGGUUAGGGUUAGGGUUUUACCACACACAGGCUGAAAAUGGAGGCUGAGAGAAAGCUAUCGGCAGAGGCUGGGUCCAUACUCCAGGAAGGUAUAGGAUUGGUUCUGUCUCGGUGGUCAGCGCUCCAAUUGGCCGUUGAGAACGAGUGGGGUGGCCGUGACUCGGGCCGGAAAGCGGAGCAACUCAUCAUCGAUAUCUUCUUCUGGUUCAAUCACUCCAAAGAGCCUCUUUACAUAGAUGAUUUAGAAGAUGUGCUGAAUGAAGCUAUGCUUUCUCUCAACACUAUGACAGAGGAUGGCAGCAUUGAGGAGGUUGCUGAAAAGUUAAUGAUUAUGCAUGAAGAAUGUUUAGACUGUAAUUUCAAGUCUAUUGAAAGCCUAAGGGAAGCCAAUCAUCGAAGAGUUGCUGUUCCUCAUGUUAGAGAGGUUGCAAAUGAUGACGACGAUAGCGAUGAAGAAAAUGAUGAUAGAGAUCAUUGCAUGGGAAAUGAUGAUUCCUCAAACAUGAUGAUGGUGGACACACCGGAGUCUCAUUCAAAUGUAAAUGUUGUAAGCAUGUCAGACAGUGAGCCAAAACCCAAGCUGGCUGCCGAAGCAGAAGAUGGAUGGGAAGUAGUUGGACCAAGACGACAUAAGGGUAGAAGGAAUUAGGUUGAACCCUAGGUAUAUGCAAUUCCCCCUUACCUCAACAUUUGUCAUUUUUUAUCCCCUCUCAAAUGGAAUAGUAUAUGUAUACCAUGUUUUGCUAAGUUCUUUGACAGAGUUUGAAGUUAACUCACCCAAAUGAGAAAAGAAAAAAACCGAUUAAUAUUACAAGAAAAGGGUAGCUGCAUUUUCAA